AUGCAGAACCUCACCACUCCAUUUUCGGCCUGCAACGCCAGCGCCAUCGCGUACCCCGUCGUCUUCGGCGCCCAUAUCCUGGGCCUCACCGCUACGCUCGUCCAAAACUACACGGGAGCCUAUGACCCGGCCACUCAGAGCAUUACUCCCGCCGCGCUCGGCCUCGAUUUUUGCAACGUCACCGUAACAUACACCCACGAAGGUCAGAACGAUAACAUCAAUGUCGAGACGUGGUUGCCAAUCGACGACUGGAACGGACGCCUGCAAGCCGUAGGAGGUGGAGGCUGGGUUGCUGGCCGGUUCUCUAUAUCCUACGUUUUCAUGGACGAAGCAAUAAGCGAGGGCUAUGUAGCCUCGACGACAGAUGCUGGCUAUGGCUCAGCACCUCUUCCUGAUGAAUGGGCGCUCAACAGCCCUGGCAAUGUCGAUAUGUAUACGCUACAGAAUUUUGCCUCCAAGUCUCUCCACGACCAGUCUUUCAUCGCCAAAGACGUCACCAAGUCUUUCUACGGGCAGGCUGCUAAGUUUUCCUAUUUCAACGGAUGUUCCCAGGGUGGACGACAAGGCCUCAUGCUCGCGCAGCGCUACCCUGCAGCCUACGAUGGUAUUGUAGCAGGAGCACCGGCAAUCAACUGGAACCGUUUGUUCUUCCAUACGGCAUGGGCGCAGGUCAUGAUGUCAAUGACGAACCAAUUUCCGACAAAGUGUGAGCUCGAGGCUAUCACCUCGGCUGCAGUUGCUCAUUGCGACCCACUCGACGGCGUAAUUGACGGCAUUGUUUCCGACACUGAAAAGUGCUUCUUCGACCCAUUCACAAUGGUUGCCAGCACUCGCAACUGUACGUCGACUGGAAAGGCUGUCACCAUCAGCGAAGGGGCUGCAUUCAUCGCAAAUGCUACGUGGGAAGGCCCCAGAGGACCCGACGGCGAGUUCAUCUGGUACGGCGUUGACCUCGCGAGCGAUCUGGCCGGCAGUGAUGGAUUGGACGGUGCCCCAUUCCGGACAGCCCUUGCGGCAACCACAUGCAAUGCGAAUGGUACAUGUACCGGAGCUCCUAUUUUUCUCGGUGAAGCAUGGCUGAAGUUCUUCGUCAAAAAAGAUCCGGAGUGGGAAUACACGCAGAUCAGCUCGGUAGAGGAGUACACACGUCUCUUCAAGUCGUCACUCCAGGAGUACGAAUCCAUCAUCGAGACUGCGGACCCAGACCUUUCAGAGUACCGGAAGGCCGGUGGCAAGCUCAUAACAUUUCACGGCUUGGCUGACGGCAUCAUCCCGCACAAGGGAACUGACGACUAUUACCGUCGCGUGAUGGACCUGGAUGCCAACGUGGAUGACUUCUUCCGCUACUUCCAAGUCCCUGGGCUCGGGCAUUGCAAUGGUGGCGCUGCCGGCGGUAAGCCUCCCGCUACGUUCCAUGCGCUCGUCGACUGGGUCGAGAAGAAGGUCGUGCCGGAGACCUUGCCCGUGAGCUUCAACAAUACGAAGGGAACACAGUAUGAUAGGUUCUUGUGCCCGUACCCAAUGAAGACGCGUCUCGUUUCGAAGGAUGCUGAUGCGACGAAGCCAGAGGCGUACGAGUGCGCUUUUUAA
Molecule: messenger RNA, 1590 nt
Organism: Parastagonospora nodorum SN15
Lineage: Eukaryota; Fungi; Ascomycota; Dothideomycetes; Pleosporales; Phaeosphaeriaceae
Exons: 2
Coding region: 1-1590 (529 amino acids)
Source: RefSeq, a predicted model, not a curated record